GCCCCGCCCCCUUGCCGUCGGGUUAGUAGGCGGAGCUGAGUACUCGCUGCCAGCGCUUCCGUACUGACGCUGUUCCGCACGACUCCGGAGGGUUAACGGAGGCCGCCCCCACUCGCAGGCCCUACCCGGCGAUGGCCCCCAAACUCCCAGACAAUGUGGAGGCGCUCCGUGUCGCCGGCAACGAGAGCUUCCGCAACGGCCAGUACGCCGAGGCCUCUGCUAUCUACGGGCGCGCGCUGCGGAUGCUGCAGGCGCGAGGUUCUUCACACCCAGAAGAGGAAAGUGUUCUCUAUUCCAACCGAGCAGCAUGCCACUUGAAGGAUGGGAACUGCAGAGACUGCAUCAAAGAUUGCACUUCAGCACUGGCCUUGGUUCCCUUUGGCAUGAAGCCCCUGCUGCGGCGAGCAUCUGCCUAUGAGGCUCUGGAGAAGUAUCACCUAGCCUACGUUGACUAUAAGACUAUACUGCAGAUUGAUGACAAUGUGACAUCAGCCCAGGAAGGUAUCAACAGAAUGACCAGAGUUCUUAUGGACUCACUUGGGCCUGAGUGGCGCCUGAAGCUGCCCUCUAUCCCAUUGGUGCCUCUUUCAGCUCAGAAGAGGUGGAAUUCCUCACCUUCUGAAAACCGCAAAGAGAUAGAUGAAAGCAUAUCCAAAGAAACUGCGAGUACAAAGAGCAGAGUGUCUUCUGCAGGGGAUGCGGAGAGAGCCAGAGUUCUGAAGGAAGAAGGCAAUGAGCUUGUAAAGAAGGGAAACCAUAAGAAAGCUAUUGAGAAGUACAGUGAAAGCCUCUUGUUUAGUAACCUGGAAUCUGCCACGUACAGCAACAGAGCGCUCUGCUAUUUGGUCCUGAAGCAGUACAAGGAAGCAGUGAAGGAUUGCUCGGAAGCCCUCAAGCUGGACUCAAGGAACGUGAAGGCAUUUUACAGGCGAGCUCAAGCCUACAAGGCACUCAAGGACUAUAAAUCCAGCUUUGCAGACAUCAGCAGCCUCCUACAAAUUGAGCCCAAGAAUGGCCCUGCACAGAAGUUGCGGCAGGAAGUGAAGCAGAACCUAAACUAAAAAUCCAAAAGGGCAGCAGAAAACCUCUGCCUGACCUUACCCAGAGAAGCCAGGGGCUGCCGCCUCUGUGCCCACUCCUGAAACCCAGCAUGCCCCGGAGUGAGCUCUGAAGCACCCUCCUGGCCUCUCGAUUGCUUCCCUCCCUUUAAGAGGCUUUGCCUGUUCAAAUUAAGCUCAAUGUAGUCAAACACAGACGUUGUUUCAUCAGAAAGGUCCCCACUAGAGCUGAAGCGUGAAGUUGAAGUCCUGCCCCUGGAUCCCCUGUCUCAGACAGGUCCUUGUCACCAAGCUUUUGGCUUUGUGGCUGCCCCAUUGUGCACCAGACUGAGUGCUGCCCUCAUAGCUUCACCAGAGCCCACCUCACUGCAGUUAAUUGAAUAUCUGAGUUCUUGGGUGGGCGUGGGGGUAAGCUAGAAAACCCUGACCCAAGGCAGCCUGUUGAGCUGGUUCUCCAGGGCUGCAAUCUUCCCAUGUGCAGCUGCUGUCCCUUCCCCGUCCUUGGCACAGUCUCCUGUGUCUGAGCCCCAGUGCCUUUUGUUCAGCCCCUCCUUUGUUGGGUAGGCAGAGCCCUGACCUUUGGCUGGCUCUGUCCUUGACUCUGUGCUGCUGCCUUCUGCAUGGAGCUGCGUAAGGUGUUUGAAAAGCCCAGUGGUUGUGCCUGCUGGUCCUGGAGGUGGGAUGGGGAGAGAGGCCCCCUUGAGGUCAGUGUCCUUCCUUUUUGGGCAGGACUUGCCUUUUUGCUCCAACAGUGGCCUUCUCUAGGCAUCACAGUUCUUUGUAAUAUGUUGAAGUUAAUUUGAACUGACUGAUUUUGUGUGUUUAAGCUAUUGCAUUAAAAGGCUUUCUUCUACAU
This is a messenger RNA of Nycticebus coucang (slow loris), 1914 nucleotides long. It is a transcript of the gene TOMM34, whose product is annotated as translocase of outer mitochondrial membrane 34. The record is from RefSeq and is a predicted model, not a curated record. Gene Ontology annotation, cellular component: cytosol; mitochondrion. Gene Ontology annotation, molecular function: heat shock protein binding. The transcript has 7 exons. Bases 132 to 1061 code for a protein of 309 amino acids. Lineage: Eukaryota; Metazoa; Chordata; Mammalia; Primates; Lorisidae.